Molecule: messenger RNA, 2475 nt
Organism: Xenia sp. Carnegie-2017
Lineage: Eukaryota; Metazoa; Cnidaria; Anthozoa; Malacalcyonacea; Xeniidae
Product: NADH-ubiquinone oxidoreductase 75 kDa subunit, mitochondrial-like
Exons: 24
Coding region: 142-2319 (725 amino acids)
Biological process (GO): ATP synthesis coupled electron transport
Cellular component (GO): membrane
Molecular function (GO): NADH dehydrogenase (ubiquinone) activity; iron-sulfur cluster binding
Source: RefSeq, a predicted model, not a curated record
GACUGUAACUGUCUUCAUAAUCAAUCAUACUGUCUUGUCUGUUGAGAGUUUUUUCUUGUGUAUUACCAGAUCACUUAACAUAAAAUAAAUCUUCAUUAAAUUGCCCACGGAUUUUUUUUCAUUCUAAGUCAUCGUCGGACAAUGUUCCGUUCGUCAUCGUCGAUCAGAUCAUGGUCGAUGCUCAUCUCCUCUUCACGUAGUGUACCUAAAAUAACAUCAGCUCGCAGCUACAGUGCUGAAGCUGCCCCAGAAAAAAUUGAUGUCUUCAUAGAUGAUCAAAAGGUUUUGGUUGAUCCUGGGACAACCAUUCUUCAGGCUUGUGCUAUGGUUGGUGUUCAAAUACCAAGAUAUUGCUAUCAUGAUAGGUUGUCUAUCGCUGGCAAUUGUCGAAUGUGUUUAGUUGAAGUUGAAAAAUCUCCAAAGCCAGUUGCUGCAUGUGCGAUGCCAGUAAUGAAAGGUUCAAGGAUCAAAACCGACUCCGAGAUGACGAGAAAAGCAAGAGAGGGUGUGAUGGAGUUUCUUUUGAUGAACCAUCCGCUGGAUUGUCCAAUUUGUGAUCAAGGUGGAGAAUGCGAUUUGCAGGAUCAAUCAAUGGCGUUUGGAAAUGAUCGAAGUCGGUUUGUCGACAAUGAUUUCUCGGGGAAGAGAGCCGUGGAGGACAAGAAUAUUGGCCCUUUGGUUAAAACUAUUAUGACUAGAUGUAUUCACUGCACAAGAUGCAUCAGGUUUGCAAGUGAGGUUGCUGGUGUGGAUGACCUAGGUACAACAGGACGAGGAGGUGAAAUGCAAGUUGGUACUUAUGUGGAAAAGAUGUUCAAAUCUGAGAUGUCAGGAAACGUUAUAGAUUUGUGUCCUGUUGGAGCGUUGACAUCCAAGCCGUAUGCAUUCACUUCUCGACCAUGGGAAACCAGGAAAACGGAAUCCAUCGAUGUACUUGAUGCAGUAGGCAGCAACAUUGUCGUGAGCACGCGGUCGGGUGAAGUAAUGAGGAUAUUGCCAAAAAUGAAUGAGGAUAUCAAUGAAGAAUGGAUUUCGGAUAAAACAAGAUUUGCUUACGAUGGCUUGAAACGGCAAAGGUUGACAACACCCAUGAUGAAAAAUGACAGUGGAAACCUCAGUUCAUGCUCCUGGGAAGAUGCAUUGUAUUCUGUUGCGCAAAAGAUCGUCGGUCUCAAAGGUAAUGAAAUGGCUGCCGUGGUUGGUGGUCUUGCUGAUGCCGAGUCCUUGGUUGCGUUGAAGGAUUUCUUUAAUCAAAACGACAGCGAUGCCUUGUACACAGAGGAGAGUUUUCCUAUCGAUGGAUCAGGAACUGAUUUCCGUUCCAGUUACAUAAUGAACACUACGAUUUGCGGUAUUGAGGAAGCGGAUACUCUUGUGAUCAUUGGUACAAAUCCAAGAUACGAAGCGCCACUGAUAAACAGUCGAAUACGAAAAGCAUGGCUGCAUAAUGAAUUGAAAGUUGCAGUUAUGGGACCUAAACUAGAUCUGACUUACACGUACGAGCACUUAGGUGAAUCUGCGAGCUCGCUUGCUGAUAUUCUGAACGGAAAACACUCUUUCUCGAAGGUCUUGUACGAAGCUGAGAGACCGAUGGUCAUUGUGGGGAGUUCAAUUCUUCAGCGGCAAGAUGGCGCUGGUAUUUACGAUCUGGUUUUUUCAUUGGCUAACAAACUGAAAGCUUCAAAACAAGUUUCUGCAAACUGGAGAACACUAAAUAUAAUGCACAGGAUGGCUAGUCAGGUCGCUGCCCUAGAUAUCGGUUACAAGCCUAGAUUGGAUCUACCAAGCUCGAUGAAGCUCUUGUAUCUUCUUGGUGCGGAUGUUGGCAAGGUAAACCGCGAUGACUUACCUAAAGAUUGCUUUAUUGUAUAUCAAGGUCACCAUGGUGAUCAUGGAGCUCACAUAGCUGACGUCAUCUUACCUGGAGCGGCCUACACCGAAAAAACCUCAACAUACGUGAACACUGAGGGUAGAGCUCAGCAAACUAGGAGAGCCGUUUCACCUCCUGGGUUGGCAAGAGAUGAUUGGAAAAUAAUAAGAGCCCUUUCUGAGGUAUGCGGAGAUCCUUUAUCAUACGACGAUUUGAACGAAAUUCGAAACCGUAUGACGGAAGUCGUGCCAAACCUUACGCGGUAUGGUGAUGCUGAAGAGGCAAACUUCUUUUCGCUGGCCAAAGAAUUGUUGAAGAGCACUAAGCCGUCCGACGCACCACUUGUUCCACAGUUGGUUAACUUAGAAGAUUUCUACAUGACCGAUCCCAUAAGUCGAGCAUCACAAACCAUGGCGAAGUGCGCUCAGGCCGUGAAGAGUAUGAGUUAAUACCUGUCUUCCAUCAGCAUUCAGUAUUUUAUGAGGGGUGCCUUGAAAUCGUAGAUAUUUGUAAAACAAGUUGUGGAAGAAAAAAAUAUGUUAGUUUCACAAACGGCAUAAAUAUUCAUGUACUUUGUAAUGUUAAAAUAUAAGUUUGAAUGCGUA